GGAUUUUCCAAUAUAAAUAGAAAGAAAAUGGAACAACCUCUUAACCAAGAAGGAGGGGUACAGCAAUUCCAGCCUUAUGCCCCAACAGCUAACCCACAUUACCAAGAAUAUGAUCCCAAUGAAAAGCCUCUUGUGCAAGAAGAUGAUGGACUAUCAAAGAAAGUGCAAAUGGGGUACCACUUUGGCAUAGUCAUCUUAGCUCUUAUCAACCUUAUUGCAAUGGGGAUCGCUUACUCAGCAAUGUCCUCUUACAAUAACUCAUUGGUCGACUUUGAGGAUAACUGGAGUCAACUGCCAAUAGUUGAUAUUCAGACUGCAAUUAACGGAUGUCCUGGAGGAUACGAAGAUCUUAUUACAGAUGAAUGGCCGGGAACAUCAAGCGGAUGUGAUUGCAGUUUCUCAUGGGGAUUCCAUCCUUCUCUUCAAAGAGGCAGGUGUGACUACAACGAAACAAGAGAUGGGUGCGUAAACAUUGGUAGCACCUCAGCAAUGCCAUUGAAUAAGUUCUACUCUUAUAAACUGUGUGCUAAGAAAGAAGGAGAUCCAUUUUACAAAUCUGAUCGGCCAACUAAAAAUUUUGGUGAUGUAAAGUGCCCUAAAGGAUAUCAGAUAUGUGGCAAAGGAGAUGCAAAGGACAGAUCAUGAGUCAAGGAAGGUAGUACAUGUCCUGUCACUGAUAUUGUGAUUUCUGAUAGCGCCUCAGGUGUUCCUGAAGGAUACAAAAUACUACAGCUUGAUUCAGGAGUUGUUCUAGGAUUUACCAAUCAAUCUGAAGGCUUGCCAAUCUCAAGACUCAAGAUUACAGAGGGAGAUGUCUGCGCUGACCCUGGAGAAGAAAGCUCUUCUGAGGGUAGGUAUCUAUAUAAGCUCUCAAGAAGAUCUUCUGGUACAUGCUCGAAUACCAUCGCUGGUGAGAAGGUAGAUCCAAGAUACGAUCGAAUUGGCACGGUCAGAGAAGACAGAUUGUACGAGGAUAACGGAGUGAGCUAUGUAACUAAGAAUUUACCAAUGUAUCCUCAUGGUGAUUCAGAAAUGUACUACUGGAACCUCUACACAAAUCCAUUCUACGAAUGGCAUCCUGAUUGUGAUGGAUAUUAUGGGUUAAGCAGGGAAUAUCUUAUUGACCAAGUUGAAGUUUCGGAAAAUCUAUCUGGGUCUCUAAGUACUGUGCUUUUCCUUACUAUCUUCUUCUUUAUUGUAUGUAGCGUCCUUGUUUGUAUUUCUUUAUGCAAUAGAGAUCCAAGGAGCAAAAGCAGUGCAAAUUGGUUGAAAAAAUUUGAAGCGUGUUCUGUUAUUAGCAAGGUGCUAUUCAUCCUGAUCAUAAUUUGGCUUAGCUUUUCAAAUAUCUCAGCAAUUAGCUCAUUUUCAACCACAGUAAACGAGAUUGGAAGAGAAGAUUGUUCAGAUGAUUUCUCGGAUCAAAUUUUCCUCAGUUAUGGAGAAGCAUUAUCAUCAUCAAGCGGAAAGAAUUAUUUUGCAAUCAUCAUGUCAAUCAUAAUCCUCAUCACAUGCGGUGUCUACGCAGGAAUGCUGUUUGGAGGAAAGUUUGAUAACAACUAUAGAUUCUACGGACGCUCUGAAAAGAGCCACUCUUCAGUUGAGAUGUCAAAAGUUAGUAGCUCAUCUUCAUCUUCAUCUUCAUCCUCAUCUUCCUCCUCAUCAAGCAAGAAAUCAAAAAAAUCGAAUAAAUCAAAGAGGUCAAAAAGUUACAGUGAUUAAACAUUCUUUUUAAGAUUUGAUUUCUGAAUAUAAGUGCGAUACUCGUUUUGCUACAAAGAAUUUCUU
Molecule: messenger RNA, 1785 nt
Organism: Moneuplotes crassus
Lineage: Eukaryota; Ciliophora; Spirotrichea; Euplotida; Euplotidae
Source: the annotation of a GenBank genome assembly